AAGGAUGUUUAAAUUAUAUUUCUCUGUAACAGUGAAUAAUUGUAUAACGGGUAAAUAAACUAUGGCCCGCAAAGGACAGGUUGCCAUCCAGGACUCCGUUGAAACGGACGAGGAGUUUGAGCUUUAUCUCAAUGCAAAUGUACAAAGAUUGAUUUGUAUGGAAGUGUACUCGGAUUACUGCGGUCCCUGUCUCGCCACCGCCUUCGCUGUACGUAAGGGCAAGAUGGAGAUAGGACAAGAUCGGAUCGCUAUGGUCAAGGCCAUGUCCGACCAUAUUGACGCACUUUCCCGAUUCAAAUACAAAAGUGAACCAGUAUUUCUCUUCAUAUCGAAAGGCAAGCUGACCCGCGCGCUGUUCGGCGCAAACGGGAUCGAGCUGUGUCGACUCAUCGAGGAGGAGUUGGCGUUAACACAGAAGGAGAUUGAUACGGGCGCCGAGCGGCCCAAGCAGGAGAUCACGGACCAGCUGCCAGAGGAGAUAAUGCGCAUCGAAGACGAAUUAAAGCUAGAGUCUCAGAUGAAAGCGGAGGAAGACCGUAUACGAGUCGCGACUCUAGCGGCCCGCAAAAAACGAGUCUCCGAAAGGCUGUCACGCUCCGUGGCCGGCCUGAACUUCAUACUGUUCUUCCCGCACUGCCACCGGGCUUACUAUGACCUCUACGAGAACUGGGACAUGCUUAGCAUACAAGUAGCAGCCAAGGAGGAGAUUCAGAUCACAGAGGACAUGAUACCCGAGGUGCUGUACAUGAGCGACGUGGAGCCCAACGAGGCGUGCCUCCACGCGCUCUGCCACGGGCCGGCGCUCGUCGUGCUGUUCAAGUUCUUUGACAACGACUACAGGAGCUUCGUCAAGGUGCUUCGCCACUUUCUGUACGAGAUGAUCCCGGAGCCCAAAGAAGACGUGCCCCCGGAGAAGCAAAUCCCGCCCAUCCCGGCGUACGAGCGCUACGCCACCAUCAGCAAGACACCGAGAGAAGUGCGGCGCGACCGUUAUAACGCCAUGCUGCAGAGACUGAAAGACGAGGAGGAAGAACGGCAGCGUCUGGCGGCGGAGCAGGCGCGCCUGGCGCGAGAGGCGGAGGAGGAACGCCUGGCGCAGGAGAAACAGCGCCUUGAGGAGGAGAAGAUGGCGCGCAUCGCGGCUGGGUUGCCCGCGUCUCCGGAGCCCGAGCCAGUGACCGAGGCGGAGCAACUGCCAGAGGGGGAGGAAGGGGAACGACCCGAAGGGGAGCUCCCUGAAGGGGAGAAGGCGGAGCAGACGGAGGCCACAGAGGCAGCUCCGGCUGAAGAAGCCCCUCCCGAGGAGGUAGUCGAGGAGUUCCACUCGGACGUGGAGGUGGAAGGCGAGGAGUACAUACCCCCGGGCGGCCUGUUCGUGCCCGGCCUGUACUCGCCGCCCAAUGACCUCGCCAAAGCCAACGGACUGAAGCUGUUCUUCCCUAAGGUCAUCGCAGGACUGACGAAGAUCGAGUCGGAGCACCUCCCGCCGCACACGCUGGUGAUGUUCCCGGCGGACAAGCGCGAGGUCGUCAAGGAGGUCGUCGACCAAUAUCCUGAAGAGAUACUCAAUUUGGGGAUCUUCCACGGCGAUGAUUUGUACUCGCUGGAGCACGUGGCGUACACCGUCAAGCAGUACGACAAAAUGGAGCGGGGCUAUCCGUACAAAUCCAAAGACCGCGUGGCGGUGAUGGUGUCCCGUAAGCGGAGUCUGCCGCUGCUGCAGCUGGCCGGGCUCAACCCGACCUAUAUCAGUAUCGACCCGCCUACGGCCGUGCGGGACUGUCUUACCCUGUUCCCUGUAGGCUACGGAGACGAUUAUGAGGAGGAGGAGAGCGUAGUUGAAGAGGAGAUUGUGGUUGGUUACUUACCUUAGU
Messenger RNA from Cydia amplana, 1874 nucleotides. RefSeq lists its product as uncharacterized. The record is from RefSeq and is a predicted model, not a curated record. The transcript is spliced from 13 exons. NCBI's taxonomy places the organism in Eukaryota, Metazoa, Arthropoda, Insecta, Lepidoptera, Tortricidae. The coding region runs from base 62 to 1873 and encodes 603 amino acids.